Uncinocarpus reesii 1704 is the source of this 2274-nucleotide messenger RNA. RefSeq lists its product as uncharacterized. The record is from RefSeq and is a predicted model, not a curated record. Bases 1 to 2274 code for a protein of 757 amino acids. NCBI's taxonomy places the organism in Eukaryota, Fungi, Ascomycota, Eurotiomycetes, Onygenales, Onygenaceae. The transcript is spliced from 5 exons.
AUGGACACCAAAGAAUCCGUUGAACGGUUUGGUGAUGGGGAAGAGGCCUCUUGUUCAGCUCAAAUGCCCUCCUCUGAGCCGCAAAACACAGUGCUCUACACAGUGUUGAACACCGAAGAAGUCGAUUCUUCUAUACGAGAAUUUUCGUAUAUUUGGUCUUCCGGCGGGUUUGAUAUUGGGAAGCCGGAUACCGGCCGUCUUGGUGGAGGAGGAGACGGGUCGUGUCAUAUCGCCAUUUUCAAAAUCGAUACCGAGAAACCAGAAUCUACGCAGAACAAGCACCAAGAUGAACACACCGUUGCGGCAGAGCCUCAGAGUGACCAUGAACUCCUGACUCUUCCUGCUACUUGUUAUUCGGCGGAAAAGGAAAACCAAUCCAUGGACUUGUCGAAAGGCCAUCGUCGAGACAGCUCUAGUGUCUAUACCCCCAUGCCUAGAUUCCCUGUUCCCGAAUCGAGCUUUGACACCCAGUCCAUACAACGCGAGACUAAUCAGCUCAGCAAUUCCGCCAUCAGGCUACCCUUUUACGACGGUGGAAGCGCAAAAUAUUCGGACUGCCUCCAAGACGGGGAGGCAUACUGCACCAACCGAUACGUGCGUCCUGGAACGGCUUCUACCAACCGUGUUAAGAGACCACGCUACCAGCAAGAUGUGCAUUACUGGCAAGAUACAACAAGGGGUGUUCAGUCGUCGGACAUACCGCGAUUUCAAGUAGAGCUGCCUCUCCCUCGGUCACGUUCCGUCGGCCGUCGCUUUAUUUCGAGGUUAAAAUUCUGGAAGCCCGUGAAUCAAGAUAACGCGAGCUCAAAGCCGCAAAGUUAUAUGUCUCACUCCAAACGAAGCAUCACCGCUUCCAUUGCUAGCUCUUGGUCUAGGAAGGCAAAGGGCUAUCUGAAGCAUAUGUCCACCCGAGACAUGUAUCCGCCCAAAAAGGCGAAGAGCUCUCACCACUCGAUUCGAACCGUAUCGCCAAAGUCUAUAUUCUCGCGCCCUCAGAAAUCUCCCGUGUCCAACUACUCGGAUUUUUUGACAGAGCUCAACUCCAAUAAUAGAGUGGGAACUUCGGCGCGCUGUCCAGGAACCCCACUCUCAAGCUGUUCAAAAGAUCUCCCCAUUUUGGAUGUGGAUAUUCAGAUGCCCAUGGGUGAACCUCGACCGUUUCAAUGCACCUUUUGCUUGAUGCAGUGGGAAAACAACGGAGAAUGGACAUUCCACGAGGCUGCAUUUCACAUGAGGCCUUAUGGGAAUUUGUAUCCGCGGGAAGACGCUGCAGGCAAUGUCGAGGACACGGAUGGAGAAGUGAUGUUUUCCAUGUCUGACGUCCUUUCGAUACACACUGAUAACGAACACCCGAUCUCUACCGAUAAAGUAGAAGAGGCAGCGAACGAAUGUCUUAGUUUCGGAUACCACCUAUAUACCGACAAUCCUCAAACCGAAGAAGAACCGAAGAAAGCUGAGUCUUGGAACUGGCUAGAGAAAAGAAGUAGCUGGUUUUGGAACUGUGGAUUCUGCGAACUCAUUUUGCGAACUUGGACGGAGCGUCAGGAACAUCUCGCUGAACACUUUGAGCAAGGAAUCACGAUGCUCUCCUGGAACCCCCUCGCAUCCCCAUAUCCAUUUUCGAAGUUCACUCUCACGCCUGUUGAAGGUUUCCCCCCCUGGGACUUCUCGCCGCUACAUUCCCUGCAGCAACCUGGCUUCCAAGACGAUGUUUAUCGGGCCAGCAACUGCCCAUCCGACCGUGAAUGCAACACUUGCAAGAAGCACUUCCCUGAUGUCCAAUCGUCCAUGCAGCACGCAAAUCUCUGGCACAACACACCCGAAAGCUGGAUCUGCCCUGGCCCUGAGCAUGCCACCAACCCUGCCGUCUUCUUCGACACGGAAACAGUCACCGCAGAUGCAUCAGACUUGGCUUCCCUCAAUCUUGAUGAACACCCCGAUCUCCAAGCUGACCAGACCUCCAUCAACACAAAGACAAUAUACAAAUACGACUACUGCCUAUGCUGCGGGGAAGUGUUCCACGAAUCUCCGCCGGACUGGGACGCACGCAAACAGCACCUUCGAGACAUGCACCACAUAUCUGAAACCGACGAUAUAAGAUACGACCAUAGACAUAACCACGGACAGCGGUUUUACCGAGAGGAGCUAUUUUCGCUACAUUUGGCCAAUUGUCACAACGUGAGAUUAGAUUAUUUAACGGAGUUUACGGAAUUUUGUCGCAAAAAGGCACAAGCGCCGGUGUUGAUGGUUCAGUCAAGGCAUUUGGAAGGAUAA